Priceomyces carsonii is the source of this 552-nucleotide messenger RNA. RefSeq lists its product as uncharacterized. Gene Ontology annotation, biological process: ribosomal large subunit assembly. The transcript has a single exon. The record is from RefSeq and is a predicted model, not a curated record. Gene Ontology annotation, cellular component: preribosome, large subunit precursor. The coding region runs from base 1 to 552 and encodes 183 amino acids. Lineage: Eukaryota; Fungi; Ascomycota; Pichiomycetes; Serinales; Debaryomycetaceae.
AUGGACAAUUCGCCACAGAGAAAGGAUAAAUCGGACCGCUCUCGAAAUAAUCGGCGGAGAAGAAAGAGAAGAAGAACAGAAGAUUUCUCGUCAGAUUCAGAUUCUUCGUCGCAGUCUUCCUCGUCAGAGAGUGACUCACAUAAUGAAUCACAUAACGAAACACAUCAGCAAGUAGAAAUUAGUAAAGACGACAUACAAGACAUAGAUUUAGACGCAAAACCUGAAAAUAAAUCAUUGGUUCCAGAGCCUUUGAGUGAAGACACUUUAGCCAUGGUCUCUAGCAUUAAAUUUACAAACACAGCAUUAUCUAACAGAAGAUCUAUAAAAGAAGCAAUAGACGAGAAUACUGUUAGUGAUGGUAUAAACAACGAUAGAGAGGAAUUAAAUAACCAGUAUUUGAAAUUAAUGGCCUCAAGCUUCGAAAAUGACUUAGACGAACUAAGAAAGAGACCAGAUUUUACUGAUAAAUCUUUAAUAUUAUUAGCAAAAGCAUUACAAUCCGGUGGUAAUAUGUUUGAUCCGACAACAUUGGAUUCCAUAAUCAAUAAAUGA